ACCGGCGACUUCCCGUUGUCGGUCUUCAGUCUGACAAAUCUCGAGAAGCUGAAUUUCAACGAGGACAAUAAUUUGAACCUGUGGCAGUUGCCGGAGAAUAUCUCCGGCCUGACGAAGCUGAAAUCCAUGGUGCUGACGACUUGUAUGCUGGAGGGUCGGAUUCCAGCGGCGAUUGGGAACAUGACGGCGCUCGUUGACCUCGAAUUGAGCGGCAAUUUCCUCGUCGGACGGAUCCCCAAGGAAAUCGCACUGCUGAAGAAUUUGAGGCAGUUGGAGCUUUAUUACAAUUUAUUAAUCGGGGAAAUUCCAGAGGAGAUCGGGAAUUUAACAGAGCUCGUGGACUUGGACAUGUCGGUCAACCGGUUGACUGGAAAACUUCCAGAGUCGAUUUGUCGUCUUCCUAAACUCGAAGUUCUGCAGCUUUACAACAACUGCCUCACUGGGGAGAUUCCUGCUGUGAUUUCCAAUUCAACAACUCUCACCAUGUUAUCCCUUUACGACAAUUACAUGACGGGACAAGUUCCGGGAAAUUUGGGGCAGCUGUCCCCCAUGGUCGUUCUCGACUUGUCGGAAAACAACUUCUACGGUCCGUUGCCGACAGAUGUCUGCGGAGGAGGUAAAUUGAUGUAUUUUCUGGUGUUGGAGAAUAAAUUUUCCGGUGAGAUCCCACCGUCGUACGGGAAAUGCCAGUCCCUUUUACGGUUCCGGGUCAGUUCGAAUCGUUUGGAAGGUGCGGUGCCGGCGGGGCUCUUGGGGCUUCCCCACGUUUCGAUUAUUGAUUUCGGGAAUAAUAAUUUGAGUGGGGAAAUUCCGAAUUCUUUCGUUAAAGCCAGGAAUCUGUCGGAAUUGUUCAUGCAGGGUAAUAAGAUUUCCGGCGUGUUGCCGCCGGAAAUUUCUGGGGCGACCAAUUUGGUUAAAAUCGAUUUCAGCAACAAUCUCUUAUCUGGUCCGAUCCCCUCGGAAAUUGGGAAUCUGAAUCGGCUUAAUUUGCUCCUUUUGCAAGGAAAUCGUCUGAAUUCUUCAAUACCCAGUUCGCUUUCUGAGCUUAAAUCUCUCAACGUCCUUGAUCUCUCCGACAAUCGAUUGACGGGGAAAAUCCCAGAAAGUCUCUGCGAAUUGUUGCCGAAUUCCAUAAAUUUCUCGAACAAUCAACUCUCCGGCCCAAUUCCUCUGUCUCUGAUCAAAGGUGGGUUAGUGGAAAGCUUCUCCGGCAACCCGGGACUGUGCGUUUCGGUCUACUUGGACUCAUCGGACCAGAAAUUCCCCAUCUGUUCGCAGAAUUACAAUCGAAAGCGAUUGAAUUCCAUCUGGGCAAUCGGAGUAUCGGCAUUCAUAAUCCUGAUCGGAGCUGCCCUGUAUCUAAGACGGCGAUUGAGCAGAGAAAAAGCAGAAAUGGAACAGGAGGAGACGCUGUCGACAUCGUUCUUCUCGUACGACGUGAAGAGCUUCCACCGAAUUAGCUUCGACCCAAGAGAGAUAAUCGAAUCGAUGGUGGACAAGAACAUAGUGGGCCGCGGCGGGUCGGGGAUGGUGUACAAAAUAGAACUAAGAAGCGGGGAAAUGGUAGCGGUGAAAAAGCUGUGGAGCCGGAAGGGGAAGGAUACGGCGUCGGAUCAGGAGCAGCUGCAUCUGGUGGACAAGGAGCUGAAGACGGAAGUGGAGACGCUGGGGAGCAUAAGGCACAAGAACAUAGUGAAGCUGUACUGCUACUUCUCGAGCGUAGAGUGCAGCCUGUUGGUUUAUGAGUACAUGCCAAAUGGGAACUUGUGGGACGCGCUGCACAAGGGCUGGGUCCAUUUGGAGUGGCCGACGCGGCACCAGAUAGCGCUGGGAAUAGCGCAGGGAUUGGCUUAUCUGCACCACGAUCUGUUGCCUUCUAUAAUCCAUAGGGACAUUAAGACCACUAAUAUUCUGCUGGAUGUCAAUUAUCACCCUAAAGUUGCGGACUUCGGUAUUGCUAAGGUUUUGCAAGCCAGAGCCGGCAAGGACUCCGCCACCACCGUCAUUGCUGGCACUUACGGCUAUCUCGCCCCCGAAUACGCGUAUUCGUCGAAAGCAACGACAAAAUGCGACGUGUACAGCUUUGGAAUCGUGCUAAUGGAGCUAAUAACGGGGAAGAAACCAGUGGAGGCGGAGUUUGGGGAGAACAAGAACAUUAUAUAUUGGGUGUCGAACAAAGUGGACACAAAGGAAGGAGCCAUGGAAGUUUUGGACAAGAGAGUUUCAGGGUCAUUCAAGGACGAGAUGAUUCAAGUUCUAAGGAUUGCCAUUCGGUGCACCUACAAGAAUCCAGCCCUUCGACCCACCAUGAAGGAGGCGGUUCAGCUUCUCAUUGAGGCUCACCCUUGCAAAUUCGAUUCUAUUUCUCACUGCAACACGACCACCAAAUGCAACUAACUAAUCUCCCUGCCACAUCUUCAGAUCAAUGAGGUGGAUGGACUUGAAGAGACAUAUGAACACCAUAGUACCACACAAAGAGGAGUUUGAGAGUUAGCUACAAGCAAGCCCCUUGGCAACAUUAAAUGAUCAUAUCCUAGGAGCAUCAUGUAAGAGGUUUAGGACCCGAGACGAAGAACAAAUCUUUUAAGGCGAUUUUUUAAAAACAAGUAUAAUGAAAAGUAACUUUCAUAUUCAAAAAG
Momordica charantia (bitter melon) is the source of this 2639-nucleotide messenger RNA. RefSeq names its product receptor protein-tyrosine kinase CEPR1. Gene Ontology annotation, biological process: protein phosphorylation. The record is from RefSeq and is a predicted model, not a curated record. Gene Ontology annotation, molecular function: ATP binding; protein binding; protein kinase activity. NCBI's taxonomy places the organism in Eukaryota, Viridiplantae, Streptophyta, Magnoliopsida, Cucurbitales, Cucurbitaceae.